UCCUAGUAGGCCAUCUUUCGGUGUAACAGUGCAGUUUCAGCAGAGGGCUCGUCCUCCAGCUAACGGCUACUACGAUGGCGUCAACUGAGAUAGCAAGGCAAGCGGGAGAAGGUGCUCGUGCUGUACCACUUGCAGGCCAUGUUGGCUUUGACAGCAUGCCCGACCAGCUGGUCAACAAGUCUGUCAAUCACGGCUUCUGCUUCAACAUCCUCUGUGUUGGCGAGACGGGUCUGGGGAAGUCCACCCUGAUGGACACAUUGUUCAACACCAAGUUUGAGGGCGAGCCCACCCAGCACAACCAGCCGGGAGUAACGCUCAAGUCCAACACCUACGAACUCCAGGAGAGUAAUGUGCGUCUCAAACUCACUGUCGUCAACACUGUGGGCUUCGGAGACCAGAUCAAUAAAGAAGACAGCUACAAGUCCAUUGUGGAGUUUAUUGAUGCCCAGUUUGAAGCAUAUCUACAGGAGGAGCUGAAAAUCAAGCGCACGCUACACAGCUACCACGACACCCGCAUCCAUGCAUGCCUGUACUUCAUCGCUCCCACGGGACACUCGCUCAAAUCCCUGGACUUGGUGACCAUGAAAAAACUUGAUAGCAAGGUCAAUAUUAUUCCAAUCAUCGCCAAGUCAGAUGCCAUCUCCAAGAGCGAACUGGCCAAGUUCAAAAUCAAAAUCACCAGUGAGCUGGUCAGCAACGGAGUGCAGAUCUACCAGUUUCCCACCGAUGACGAGUCCGUGGCAGAGAUCAACUCCACGAUGAACAGCCAUUUGCCAUUCGCCGUGGUGGGGAGCACAGAGGAAGUGAAGAUCGGGAACAAGAUGGUGAAGGCCAGGCAGUACCCCUGGGGGACAGUGCAGGUGGAAAAUGAGAAUCACUGUGAUUUUGUCAAACUGCGAGAAAUGCUGAUCAGAGUGAACAUGGAGGACCUGCGAGAGCAGACUCACACGCGCCAUUAUGAGCUCUACCGCCGCUGCAAACUGGAGGAGAUGGGCUUUAAGGACACGGACCCUGACAGCAAGCCCUUCAGUCUGCAGGAGACAUAUGAAGCCAAGAGGAAUGAGUUUAUGGGUGAGCUGCAGAAGAAGGAAGAAGAAAUGAGGCAAAUGUUCGUCCAGAGAGUGAAAGAAAAGGAGGCGGAGCUCAAAGAAGCAGAGAAAGAGCUGCAUGAGAAGUUUGACCGUCUGAAGAAGCUCCACCAGGAUGAGAAAAAGAAACUGGAGGAGAAGAAGAAGUCCCUGGACGACGAGCUCAACAUGUUCAAACAGAAAAAGACUGCUGCAGAGCUCCUGCAGAACCAAGCUCAGCAGGCAGGGGGCUCCACCACACUCAAGAGGGACAAAGAGAGGAAAAAUUAACUCCUCCUGCACUUUGCUGCAUGCUGCAUGAGGCAUCUUUUACUGAGAAGGAUUCCUGUAGAAAAGUGCUCCCUUGUGGCCAUCCUGCUGUGAAUGAGUUUCCACCCCAUCAUCCUUUUUACAGUACCCUUCCCCUCACCCUCACCCAACCCUCCCCCCAUAAUUCAACCCUCCACAUGUCCCACUGCUCUUUGGAAGACCCCCGGGCAUUGCUAUCAGUUUGACUCCUUUUACACAUCACCUUUUUUUUUUUUUUUUUUUUUUUUUUUUUAAAGCUGAAUGAUGCUUGUCUAUGAUGUGGUUUUGUACAAGCAAUUAUUCAGCUUGUCGUUUUUUUUUAUAUAAAUCUACAGAAAAUGCAUUCCAUAUUUGUUUUCUAUUUAGUGACUCUUUGCAUGGUGGAGUGUGCUUUUUUAAUAUUAACAUACAUGACUACUGUUGUGAUGGGCAGAAAUUGUGUCGAGGCUAAAGCGAAACAUGCAUCAAACAUCGGGACCUGAGUGUGUUAUGUGUGGUGCAAAACCUGCAGUAGAUUACAGACGGUUGAGGACGGAUUAAAUUAAUAAUCUAUAAAACUAAUCCAGGCAAAAGGUCAGCAGCGAUCAUCCGACUGAUUCUCUAUUCAGUGAUUUCACAAACUCAAUGUUCUGUUUUGUUUUUUGUUUUCUUUUUUUAAACAGAAAUACAACAGAAGAGCAACCAGUGUAAUUGGUUAACAGUGCAGCCAAACAAACUUGUUUUGGUGAAGAAGUCAGUCAAUAAUUUCCUUUUUCCAUCGCGCCACGAACAAUCAUAAUCUGAUGCUGCACACGACACAAAUGGAACACAAAAUAUUGCAAGAGAAUGCAAAAAAAAAAAUCCGUAGCUCAGCAAUUUUAAUGUGAAGCAGUAGCAGCAGGAAGUGUUCGGUUUUGGUUAGCUAACAGUAAACAGUGCGGCUGACAUCAAUGAGAUACGACUACAAACGGUAACGCAGCAGGAAAUGACAGACGCCGCCAGUAGCAAUAAGAAGUACUAUUUAUAUACAGGUUGUAAUUGAAUGUAAACACAUUGAAUGGCUACUGCUGACCAUAAAUAGCACCAAAAAUGGAUUUUGAUUCCAUGAAAAUCUUUACGGUUCGACUGAAUGUUACCUCAGCAAAAUAUACCUUAGACUUACAAUGAAAAUUGAGUUUACUUUAUUUUUUAUUGUGGUAUUUACGUCCCUUUGCUGAUGUUGUUUUGUUUUAGCUCUGUGCAUGAACAGAUGUGAGCCUAAUCUCUUUGCCACUUCUCCCAUACCUCAUUCAUUGUCAUGUGUUAUGUUCAUACUUGUAUUAGCUUUCACAUUUGCACUUUUUAUACACAAAUGUGAUGUUUUUUAAAAAAAGAAAAAAACUAUAUAUAUAUAUAUGUUGUCAGUGCAAUUGUAACUUUCUUUUUAUUUUACUCUUUAUGAAGGCACAUUUGAAAGUCAUUCAUCGUGAUGUCCAUUGUCCUGCAGGGACGAGUGUUGUUUGUAUCAGUGUUACACAGAAAAGAAACAUUAUCUCGAAAGACAAUAAAGGCCAAAUUUUUUCACCAAAUAUUA
This is a messenger RNA of Thunnus maccoyii (southern bluefin tuna), 2928 nucleotides long. RefSeq names its product septin 6 (gene septin6). Gene Ontology annotation, biological process: cilium assembly; cytoskeleton-dependent cytokinesis. The coding region runs from base 75 to 1358 and encodes 427 amino acids. The transcript is spliced from 11 exons. Gene Ontology annotation, cellular component: microtubule cytoskeleton; septin complex; cell division site. Lineage: Eukaryota; Metazoa; Chordata; Actinopteri; Scombriformes; Scombridae. Gene Ontology annotation, molecular function: molecular adaptor activity; GTP binding; GTPase activity. The record is from RefSeq and is a predicted model, not a curated record.